Molecule: messenger RNA, 546 nt
Organism: Phytophthora nicotianae INRA-310
Lineage: Eukaryota; Oomycota; Peronosporomycetes; Peronosporales; Peronosporaceae
Exons: 1
Coding region: 1-546 (181 amino acids)
Source: RefSeq, a predicted model, not a curated record
AUGCCCGAGCACCACCCCGACCAACCCAGGUUUCUCAAUCCAGGCUCACCGCAAGCAACGCCAAGCACCCUGACCUCCACAAAAACCUGUCAGGAUGCCGACAGCCCUAAGGUGGAGUCCCUAGAUGGCAUUACACGCAAAGCCGCAGGGGAGGACAAAAGCGGUGACAUAAACGAAGGAGAUCGUCUUGUUCCUUCUGCUAGUGAGAGUGAGGAGUACGAUGACAGUGGCGAUGAGAGCUUCACUCCGAACUCAGAAGUUGCUGACAGUGACGUCGAAUCCCUCUCAACAGCCAGCUCCUCCAACGGUCACCAAGAAGAAGAGGACAUAAGCAACUUCUUGUUCGAGGGGGACCUACGAGCUCGGGUAACUGAGAUUAUUAACGCUGACUCGUGCGAAAAGCACUGCGUGCAGGGAAAAGUUCGAGAGCUCGAGCAUUUGCUGACAUCGCUCAAUCAAAUGACGAAAAGCGAGCGCAUGAAAAGUUUGUACACGCUGCUGGCACUUUUCAUGAUCGCUCCGACGGCAGAGCGCAAGCGCGGCUAG